This is a messenger RNA of Symbiodinium pilosum, 1095 nucleotides long. NCBI's taxonomy places the organism in Eukaryota, Dinophyceae, Suessiales, Symbiodiniaceae. The record is from the annotation of a GenBank genome assembly.
GCUUUGUCUGGCAUGACGAUUUAUGGUGGCGGUAAAAAUAAUGCACUCACCAAGUUGACGAACACCAAAUGGCUCGCUUGUGGUGAGGUUCCAGCACAUUGUGUUGCAGUGGAGAUGGUCUCUGGUGGAUUUCUGGUCGGCGACAAGAUUGAUUUCAGCGACAGCUACUGGCAAAAUCAGGCAACCUGGAUACGGGAGAACAAAGCGGUGAUGUGUGGCGGCGCGGCCGGGUAUAAAUAUAUCGGUUGCGAGCUCAUCACAGCAGACAGCCGUGUCCUGACAAAGCAGGCUUCCAUUCAAGUGCAGGCCUCUGACUCCACAAUCAAGACGUAUACCCAGAAUCCAAGCAUGGUUACGCUGGAGGAUGGAAAGAUCUUCAUGUGCUUCAUGGAGCGCUUUGCAGACAGUUCCAGCAACCUGGUAUGCACCUUCUUGACGGAGAAAGAUGGGACACUCAAGUCAGAAUCCAAAUUCGUCAUGGAAGACAAACUGCACUGGGCGGGCCAAAGCGCUGCGAUGGGCAUGCUGGCCAAAGGCAAGGUGCUCAUGUGCCUCCACACUGGCCCCAAAGAUAAGAGGAUGAUUGCCAAGGUCCUCACCAUUGACGGCACCUCUGUGUCAAGUGGCCCUGUGCUAGAACUACCAUACCAUUCAGGCUUGGGAGGCCUCUACAAAGUUGCCGUCAUGAACUCCUUGGAGGCUUUGUAUUGCGAUCCAGUCAAGCACCAGUGUAGCUUGAUUUCCGUAUCCGGAGACAAGCUCACGCUCUCUGACCCACUGCAAAUGGACAACUAUGGCUGGCCCUAUGCCAGCAUUGCGACCUUGUGGAGCGACCGGGUGAUGUAUUGUGCAGGCUCAAAGAAAGACAAUAGGCCGGCAAACCCUUGGUGUACCACUGUGACAUGCAAAGACAAGAAGUGCACCAAAGGCAAGGCAAGCCACCCCAACGAUGCUGACGACAAGAAUCCUCAAUGUUACCGUCCCGCCGUCAGGACCCUCGUGCCGGGCAAGGUCGUCGUGUGCACCGAGGACAACGACAACGAUAUUGCUCAAGGCAAGCCGUUCUGUGCAGUCUACGCACUUCCAUCCUCAUAG